Messenger RNA from Urocitellus parryii (Arctic ground squirrel), 1842 nucleotides. The record is from RefSeq and is a predicted model, not a curated record. NCBI's taxonomy places the organism in Eukaryota, Metazoa, Chordata, Mammalia, Rodentia, Sciuridae.
UACGACAACGUGCGGCUGCGCAGAGUGGCUGACGGCAAAGCCGCGCUGCUCUAGGAGAGGUCACUCCGGAGACCGUAUAKGUUUUGGGGUGUGGGGGGAAUCAGUGGCAUUAUGUGGCGCGUCUGUGCGAGACGGGCCCAGAGUGCAGCCCCAAGGACGGGACUCGGAGCUCGAUGGACGGCCUCCCGGGAGGGAUCUGCAGCUCAGUGUGUGAGCCGGCGGUCUGGCCCCGCUCGUUGCAACAGCACAACCACAAGGUAUGGCGGGGUCCGGGCAUUGGGCGGCUGGAGCCCCAACUCUGGCGCCACUCCGCGGAACCGCUUACUGUUGCAACUUCUGGGCUCGUCUAGCCGCCGCAGUUAUAGUCUCCCCCCGCAUCAGAAGCCAACUCCAGCUGCUGCUACUGCUGCUGCAUCUCCACCCACGCCUUCUGCUCAGGCUCCUGGUAGUUCAUAUCCCACUCAUAUGCAGGUACUUCUUCCUGCCCUUUCUCCUACAAUGACAAUGGGUACAGUUCAGAGAUGGGAAAAAAAAGUGGGUGAGAAGCUAAGUGAAGGAGACUUAUUGGCAGAAAUAGAGACUGACAAGGCCACUAUAGGUUUUGAAGUACAGGAAGAAGGUUAUCUGGCAAAAAUCCUGGUUCCUGAAGGCACAAGAGAUGUCCCGCUGGGAACCCCACUUUGUAUCAUCGUAGAAAGAGAUAUCGCAGCAUUUGCUGAUUAUAGGCCAACUGAAGUAACUGAUUUAAAACCACAAGCACCACCACCUACCCCACCUCCGGUGGCCCCUGUUCCUCCAACUCCUGCACCUUUAUCUCCUACACCCUCAGCCACCUUUCCAGCUGCUCCUGCUGGACCAAAGGGAAGGGUAUUUGUUAGCCCUCUUGCAAAGAAGUUGGCAACAGAAAAAGGAAUUGACCUUACACAAGUAAAAGGGACGGGACCAGAUGGCAGAAUUAUCAAGAAGGACAUUGACUCUUUUGUGCCUACUAAAGUUGCUCCUGCUCCAGCAGCUGCUGUGCCUCCGCCGAGUCCAGGAGUGGCACCCAUUCCUACAGGUGUCUUCACAGAUAUCCCAAUAAGCAACAUUCGUCGAGUUAUUGCACAACGGUUAAUGCAAUCGAAACAAACCAUACCUCAUUAUUACCUUUCUAUUGAUGUAAAUAUGGGAGAAGUUUUGUUGGUACGGAAAGAACUAAAUAAGAUGUUAGAAGGAAAAAGCAAAAUUUCUGUCAAUGACUUCAUCAUAAAAGCAUCAGCUCUGGCUUGUUUAAAAGUUCCUGAAGCAAAUUCUUCUUGGAUGGACACAGUUAUAAGACAAAAUCAUGUUGUUGAUGUCARUGUUGCUGUCAGCACUCCUGCAGGACUCAUCACACCAAUUGUGUUUAAUGCACAUAUAAAAGGACUGGAAACCAUUGCUAAAGAUGUUGUUUCUUUAGCAGCUAAAGCAAGAGAGGGUAAACUACAGCCGCAAGAGUUCCAGGGUGGCACUUUUACAAUCUCCAAUUUAGGUAUGUUUGGAAUUAAGAAUUUCUCUGCUAUUAUUAACCCACCUCAGGCGUGUAUUUUGGCAAUUGGUGCUUCAGAGGAUAAGCUGGUUCCAGCAGACAAUGAAAAAGGAUUUGAUGUGGCUAGCAUGAUGUCUGUUACACUCAGUUGUGAUCAUCGAGUUGUGGAUGGAGCAGUUGGAGCCCAGUGGCUUGCUGAGUUUAGAAAGUACCUUGAGAAACCUAUCACCAUGUUAUUAUAAUUAACCCAAGAAUUUCUGUAUUCUCCCUGGUCACAUUGGUUCAUUCUUAUUGAGAUAUUUAUGUUAUUAAACAGGUGGUUGUUUUAAAGUUAA